Molecule: messenger RNA, 720 nt
Organism: Fusarium musae
Lineage: Eukaryota; Fungi; Ascomycota; Sordariomycetes; Hypocreales; Nectriaceae
Exons: 1
Coding region: 1-720 (239 amino acids)
Source: RefSeq, a predicted model, not a curated record
AUGCUUGACCCGAACAACCCUAAGGGGCGGCCUCUGGCUGGUAUUCUGGAUAGUCUUCUUUACUCUAUCCUAACCCAGUCUCGUCCUCCUCUUCCUACCAAGACCCGAUUCACCCACAACAGACCAGACCGCAAGGUCAACAGACCACCACUGAGAGAUGAGCCAGCCACAAAAGGAGACAAUAAGUUGAGGCCUGACCACAGUGCACCCACAGCUGGUUACAAGUUCCCUUCACCCACCGAAGCUGUGCGCCCUAGUCGUCUCCCUAUCGCUGUUGCUGCCGUCGACCUCACCUACACUCUCCGUCUCUCUUCCCCUGACAGAACCGGCGCUCAGGCCAGCCCGUCCGAGGAAGAUGCGUCUGGCAAAUGCGAUGGUCUCCUUGUCUUUCUCAUCUUACUCCUUCUGGGAGGCUUCUUUAGUGGAUGCCUCCUUCUCAUGCAGGGUUCAGGAAGCUUCUUGAGGCGUACAGGUCGAAGAUAUGGGUGGAUAUGGGUCAAGAAAUCCGACAGUGUAGAUCUUGAGAAUGCGAUCUUUCGCUUGAAGGAUUAUCCAGGCGCGUUCGAAGAGCACCAUCUCGUCUUGCUCCGGGAGGUCUUGGAAGCUCAUGGAGAUUCUUCCUAUGUUGGAGCAGACGAAAAGGCUGCUGAAGAGGGCCGCCUGGAUUCAAUCGACCUGUCACCUCUCACUUACCCUUGGCCUGCUCGUAUGGCCCUUUAA